This is a messenger RNA of Mangifera indica (mango), 1346 nucleotides long. RefSeq names its product aluminum-activated malate transporter 14-like. Lineage: Eukaryota; Viridiplantae; Streptophyta; Magnoliopsida; Sapindales; Anacardiaceae. The transcript has 6 exons. Gene Ontology annotation, biological process: malate transport. The record is from RefSeq and is a predicted model, not a curated record. Bases 1 to 1272 code for a protein of 423 amino acids. Gene Ontology annotation, cellular component: plant-type vacuole membrane.
AUGGGCACAACUGUGAUAGCCAUUCCUGAGGGAGGGGGAGAGGCUGUUGCCCCAGUUCCCAAAGAGAAGAAUAAGUUUCAAGAUUCUCUUCAGCUUGUUACUUUCUUCCUUGGGGAAAAGAAAAAUAAGCAUGAUAUUGAUAAACUGACUCAUAGUUUCAAAGUUGGAAUUGCUCUUGUUCUGGUUUCUAUUCUCUAUUUACUUGAUCCUCUGUACAAGCAAGUUGGGGAGAACGCCAUGUGGGCUAUAAUGACUGUUGUUGUCGUCUUUGAGUUAUUCGCAGGUGCAACACUUAGCAAAGGCUUAAAUCGCGGACUGGGAACUAUAUUAGGAGGUGGAUUGGGAUACUUUGCUGCAGUUUUUGCUCGAGAAGUUGGUGGGGUUGGCAACGCCGUUUGUGUUGGCACUUCUGUAUUCAUAUUUGGUGCAGCAGCAACAUAUUGUCGAUUGGUUCCAAGAAUAAAAGAAAGAUAUGACUAUGGAGCAAUGAUAUUAAUCCUUACCUUCAACUUGGUUGUGGUCUCUGGCAUACGGGCUGAGGAUGUCCAACAAUUGGCUUGUGAACGUCUCAAAACAAUUGUUAUAGGUUUUUUUGUCUGCAUUUUGGCAAGCUUACUUGUCUUUCCCAUCUGGGCUAGUGAUGAACUUCAUGACUCCAUGGCAUCCAAAUUUGAAAACCUCGCUAGUUCUUUUGAAGUAUGCUUUGAGGAGUACUUCAGAUUAGUAUAUGAGAAGGAGAACGAGUCCCAUUAUAGUUUCAACCAUUGCAAAUCAGUGCUCCAUUCAAAGUCAAAAGAUGAGUCACUGGCAAAUUUUGCAAGAUGGGAACCAUGGCAUGGGAAAUUCGGAUUUUCCUAUCCUUGGGCAAAAUACCUUAAGAUUGGAGAAAAUCUUCGGGAUGUGGCUGCAACAAUCCUUUCAUUUAAAGGCUGUCUUCAGUCUUGUAGACAGACCUCACAAAGUCUGAGAGAACUAAUCAGAGAACCGUGUGAAGAGGUUGGCUCUUCAGUUGCAUGGAGCCUAAGAGAGCUUGGAGAUAGCAUUAAGAAAAUGAGAAGAUGCCAAACAGUCGAUUUGAUAAUGCCAAAGUUGAAGUCAAUGAGACAAGAGCUAAGUCUGGUCAUGUCUUCUUCUAUACUAGAACAGCUGGGGAAUGGUGAUGGACUUGAAGUGGCAAGCUUUUUGUUCACAUUGAUGAUGAUGGUAGACAAGGUGGAAGAACUAACAAAGGAGGUUGUAGAACUUGGGGAACUUGCUCGUUUCCAUGUUUAAUAGCAAAUUAUUCUACAAAAUGAUGGCCACGUUAAACCCUAUGAAAUAUGUCAAUUUUUGGCUGGUUGAACAAA